UUCGGCAGAUAACGGGCCACAAUAAUUGAUAGCACGCUGGUGGGGACGAUAUCGGGCGAAUCUCAGCCCCUGGUACAGGGGCGCUGGCAAUUGAUUGAAUCGAACCAGUGCGCUAGGUACCGGCCGUGGAUACACGUUCCCCGAAACUCGCCUCGCGGACACGCGUUGAUUCGUAGCUUGAAAUUGUGAAUUUUGUGUGAUAUCGAGCAAAGUGUGCUGGUUUAAUAAUUGCAAUCGUUAAAAAAAGAGUGUUACGAGUUUACAGCAGAAAAAGGUUACGAAUAGAGCGCGUGAAAGGAAUUGAUUCCUCCCCAGGCGCAAACACACAAGCAAAAACACCUGGUGACGUUGCAGUUUGGUUUCGAUGACGAGUACAGGAAGUGUGUGGUGUUGAGAAGCGACAGUACUUCUGUUCGUCACCAUGAUGGACACCAAAGAGGAGCUGGGUGAAUGGGUCUGGAUCCAGCCAAAGCAGAAGCAUGAGUUCGAGCUACCGUACGCCGGGCGUGUGCUUCGUACCCACGAGGGCCGCACGCUCGUGGCCAACGACGAUGGAGAAGAGUUCUGGAUUAAGGACGCUGAGAUAAUCAAACCGAUGCACGUGACGUCACAGAAAACGGUGCACGAUAUGAUAACGCUGGGCGACCUCCAGGAGUACGCCAUACUGCGUAAUCUCAUCGUUCGAUACCGGCAGAAACAGAUUUAUACGUAUACGGGCAGCAUGCUGGUAGCGAUCAACCCGUACGAGAUACUACCGAUCUACACGUACAACGAGAUCAAUCUGUACCGCGACAAGAAGCUGGGCGAGCUGCCACCGCACAUCUUCGCCAUCGGGGACAGUGCGUACCAGGAGAUGAAGCGGGAGAAGCGCGACCAGUGUAUCGUGAUCAGUGGCGAAUCCGGUGCCGGUAAGACGGAAAGCACCAAACUGAUACUGCAGUAUCUGGCCGCCACGAGUGGUAAGCAUUCGUGGAUCGAGCAGCAGAUCAUCGAAUCGAACCCGAUUCUGGAGGCGUUCGGGAAUGCGAAGACGAUGCGCAACGACAACUCGUCCCGGUUCGGGAAGUACAUCGAUGUGCACUUCACGACCGAGGGUGCAAUCGAAGGGGCAAGGAUCGAGCAGUACCUGCUGGAGAAGUCACGCAUCGUAAGGCAGAACAGGGGUGAGCGGAACUAUCACAUCUUCUACUCGAUGUUGGCCGGCAUGACGAAGGAGGAACGCAAACGGCUCGACCUGGAGGACGCACCGAAGGCGUACGCGUAUCUGACGAGUGGCCAAACGCUGCUCUGCGAGGGUCGGAACGAUGCGAAAGAGUUUGCGGAUGUACGGUCCGCGAUGAAGGUGCUCGCCUUCGACGAUCAGGAGAUCCAAUCGAUUUUGAGCCUGCUGGCGGCCAUCUUGCAUCUGGGGAAUGUGAAGUACAAGGCGACUGUGGUGCAGAACAUCGAUGCGGUGGAAAUUAACGAUACGCUGAACGUGGGGCGAGUGGCCGUGCUGCUCGGAGUGUCGAAGGCGCAGCUGCUGAGUGCUUUGACGCGCAAAACGAUCGUAGCACACGGGGAGCGCGUUGUGUCGCAGCUGUCCAAGGAGCAGGCCAUCGAGGCGCGCGAUGCGUUCGUGAAGGCGAUCUACGGCAAACUGUUCAUCCAGAUCGUGGACAAGAUCAACAAGGCGAUCUACAAACCUUCGAACAAGAGUUCCCGGCUGUCGAUCGGUGUGCUGGACAUCUUCGGGUUCGAGCAGUUCGAGGUGAACAGCUUCGAGCAGCUGUGCAUCAACUAUGCGAACGAGAAUUUGCAGCAGUUUUUCGUGAAGCAUAUCUUCAAGAUGGAGCAAGCAGAAUAUGCCCGCGAAGGCAUCAACUGGACGACGAUCGAUUUCAUCGACAACCAGGAAAUACUGGACAUGAUCGGUAUGAAGUCGCUCAACCUGAUGUCGCUGAUCGACGAAGAAACGCGCUUCCCGAAGGGUACCGAUCUGACCAUGCUGUCCAAGCUGCACACAACGCACGGCACCAAAACGGUGUACGUGAAGCCGAAGUACGAUAACGAUCCGGCGUUCGGUGUGCAGCACUUUGCGGGCGUAGUGUUUUACCGGGUCGAUGGGUUCCUGGAGAAGAAUCGCGACUCGUUCAGUGCCGAUCUGAAGGAGCUGGUAACGAAAAGCACCAACGACUAUCUGGUGGCACUGUUCGGGACGGACGAUUCGCUCGAUACGACCAAACGGUCGAUAACGCUGUCGCUGCAGUUUAGGAACUCGCUCGACUCGCUGAUGCGAACGCUUUCCUCGUGCCAUCCGUACUUUAUCCGCUGCAUCAAGCCGAACGAUGUGAAGAGACCGAAGAUCAUCGAUAAGGCGCUGUGCGUACGGCAGCUACGAUACUCCGGCAUGAUGGAGACGGCCAAGAUCAGGCAGGCUGGAUAUGCGAUCCGGCACACGUAUCGAGAGUUUGUCGAACGCUAUCGCCACCUGGUGCCGGGCAUUGGCGCCCCCCACAAGGUGGACUGUGUGCAGGCGGCGAAGGAUAUCUGCCGGAAGGUGCUGGUCACCGUACCGGACGACUAUCAGUUCGGCAUGACGAAGGUGUUCCUGAAGGAAAGCCAUGACUAUCUGCUCGAAUCGGAACGAUCCCGCGUGUACCUGCACUACGUCGUGCUGAUACAGCGUGCCUUCCGUAAGGUGCUGUUCUGGAGGUAUCUGCGCCGCUAUCGGCAGGCCGCCCUCGUCAUACAGAAGCACUGGCGAGCCAGAGGCUACCGGGCGGACUAUCUGACGAUGCGCAACGGGUACCGGCGCCUGCAGGCGGUGAUCAAGUCCCGGGCGCAAACGUACGCCUUCGGACGAUUGCGGGAAGCGAUCGUACAGCUGCAGGCACAGUGUCGCGGGUAUCUGACGCGUCGCAACCUGCAGGACAGGAUCACGUACCGUGCGCGCCGUAUGAACGAAAUCAUAGCGAUGCAGCGCACGGAAGAGCUGCAGUUCCGCAAGUCGGGUAACGCUCGCUGGCGGGAAGACGCCGAGCACAACUACUGGCUGCGGGUGGACGAGCUGAACCGGGAGAUGGCGGCCCAGCAGCCGAGGGAAGCACCGCACAAGCUGAUGGCGGUACUACCGCAGCCGACCAUCAACGUGGAGGAGGACAACAAGAUCGUGGACGACGUGUUCGGGUUUCUGGAAGGUACUACGAGCCCCGAGCCGGUACCGAAACGGAAACCAUCGCUAGCCGGUGCUGAGCAACCGGAAGGGACAACGCAGCAGCACGCAGCCCAGGAACAAACGGUUUCUUAUCGCGAGGAUUUAUCCGACUACAACUUUUCCAAAUUUGCGGCCACCUACUUUGCGAACAAUGCGUCUUAUCAGUUCAGCAAGCGAAAGCUUAAAUCCUCCCUGCUCGAUCUGUACAGCACGGCCGAUGUCAUAUCGGCGCAGGCCCUCUGGAUUACAAUACUACGCUUCAUGGGCGAUAUGGCGGAUGCCAAGUACGAGGACGAAAGUGACGAGUCGAAGCACAGGCCGGUGAUGCAGCGGGUGUCCACGACGUUGGGGAGAAAUUUCGCCAAGUCGAAAGACUUUCAGGCGUUUCAGGAGACGCUGUCCGAGCACGAUCGCAAGAUGAUACACCGUACGCUGAAGAAGAAGUCCAAAAUUCCGAGUGAACUGAAAUCGAUCAUGGAGAACAAUGAGGAGAUCACGGACUAUCAGGAGUUUUUGAACAGUCGCAGCAAUAAUCUGGACAAGCUGCACUUCAUAAUCGGGCACGGUAUCCUGAACAAGAAUCUGCGGGAUGAGAUCUUCUGUCAGAUUUGUAAGCAGUUGACGAACAAUCCGACCGCUACUUCGCACGCUAAGGGUUGGAUAUUGCUGUCGCUGUGUGUUGGGUGUUUCCCACCGUCGGACCGGUUCGAGAAGUAUCUGCGAUCGUUCAUAAGGGAAGGGCCGGAGCUGUACGCGCCGUACUGUGAACAUCGGCUUGAUCGUACGCUCAAGAACGGUACCAGAAGGCAGCCUCCUUCGCUGAUGGAGCUGCAGGCGACCAAAACGAAAAAGCCGAUGAGUGUUAGUGUGAUCCUGAUGGAUGGAAGCAGCAGAACCGUUGAGACGGAUUCGGCAACGACGGCGGGGGAGCUGUGUGAGCAGAUAGGCGACAUGAUCAUGCUGAAGGAUCGGUUCGGGUUCUCCAUAUUCAUCACGAUGCAGGACAAGGUACUGUCGCUGCAGAGUGGGCGCGAGUUCCUGAUGGACGCCAUCUCGAACUGUGAGCAGUACGCGAAAGAGCAAGGACUUAGCGAGCGUGCGGCCGGCUGGAAGGUGUUCUUCCGCAAGGAACUGUUCGCACCGUGGCACGAUCCUGCGCUCGAUCCGAUCGCAACGGGCCUUAUUUAUGCGCAGAUUGUGCGUGGCUUGAAUUUGGGCGAGCUGGUUAGCAACUCGGACAAGGAUCUGGCGAUGUUGGCCGCACUGCAGUACUACGCCGAGUAUGGUAGCGAGAUGAACGCGAAAACGCUGCAGGAACGAUUGAAGGACUUUGUGCCGAGAAGCGUACUGCGGCCGGAGACGGCCCCACGCUGGAUGCAGAUGAUCGAGACGGCGUUCAAGAAGAGCCGCUGCGUGAAGGAGUUCCUGCAGAGAGCGGUGGCCAAGGAGGACAUUGUGCUGUUUGCGAAGAUUACCUGGGGUAUGAUGUUUUCGAGGUUUUUCGAAGCUGUCCAGUCCGGUGGUCCAUCGCUUGCCUCGCCAAACAUUAUCAUUGCGAUCAAUUGGUCCGGGUUGUUCUUUGUGGAUGAGCAGGAGCAGGUGCUGGUGGAACUGUCGUACCCGGAGGUGGUGCAUGUGAGCUGUGAGGAAGAUGCGGAAACGGACGUAGGCACCUUGUAUCUGGGUACGAUUCAGGGUGAAGAAUUUAGCUUCAAAACGUUUGACGCACGCGUUGUGUCGGAUUUGGUGAGCUUUAUUAUUGAUGAGUUGAAGAAGCGAAGCAUCUAUGCGGUUGUGGUGCAGUCGUACAAAUCGGAAACAACGGACGAGACGGUACUAAGCCUUCUGAAGGGUGAUCUAAUAGCGCUCCGGCAAGGGUUUACCGGGGAAUCGAUCAUGGCUGAAGAGGCCACCUGGGGAUAUGGAGAGUGUAAUGGGAAGUCUGGGUACUUUCCAACGGAGUCGAUCUACAUCCUACCGACGAUCAUGCCGCCGUCUGGCGUUGUGCUGAAUUUCUAUAAGAAAGAAAAUGCCAUUAAGAGCAAGAAGCACGCCGGUCCUAUCUACAACACCGUUCAGCGGAAGAAGAUGCAUACUCUGCAGAGGUUCGCCACCGAUCACUUCCGAGCUCCGAUCGCAAAUGUAUCUUCUGCAACAAGCAUCAAUAGUGUGCGCAAGUCUACGGUGGAAGAACUGUGGAAGCAUACGAGAGAUCCGAUGAAGGCACCGCUCUUGGAGCGUCUGCAAACCGAUCGUGCUAAAUGCGAUACGGCUGUGAUGAUUUUCACUUUCAUUUUGAAGUACAUGGGCGAUCUUCCGAAAAGCCGCGAACAGAUCGAUGUCGCUAAGAUAUUCACCCCAGCAAUGAAGGAUGAUCUACUGCGGGACGAAGUGUACUGUCAGAUAAUGCGCCAGCUGACGGAAAACAAGAUCCAGAUCAGUGAGGAACGAGGGUGGGAUUUGCUGUGGCUUGCCACCGGCGUGAUGCUACCCAGCCAACCGCUGCAGAAGGAAUUGUUCACGUUCCUGCGCACCCGCAAACAUCCGAUCGCUGUGGACUGUUUGCAGCGGCUGCAGAAGACGGUUAAGCUGGGCGCUCGGAAGUAUCCCCCGUACAUCGUGGAGGUGGAAGCGAUACGCUACCGAACGGUGGAGAUUUACCACAAGGUGUACUUCCCGGACGAUACGGACGAAGCGUUUCAGAUAGAGUCGUGCACCAAGACGAAGGAUCUGAUCCAGACGAUCACCCGCCGGUUGGAGCUAAAGUCGGGCGAAGGCUUCAGUCUGUUCAUCAAGGUGAUGGACAAGGUGCUGUCGGUGCCGGAAGAUUACUUCCUGUUCGAUUUCAUCUUCGAGCUGAUGGAGUGGCUGCGCGAAACACAUCCGUCCCGCACGAACGAUAAUCGCAUCCAGUGCGAGUACCAGCUGUUCUUCAUGAGGAAGCUCUGGAUCAACGUAGUGCCGGGGCGGGAUCGCAAUGCGGACGAGAUAUUCCACUUCCACCAGGAAGUGCCGAAGCUGCUGCAAGGCUACUAUCAACUCACCAAGGAGCAGGUCAUCGAUUUGGCCGCCUACAUGUUCUGGGCACAGUACGAAGUCACGGACCUGCCGCUGUUGGGUAAAAACUUCCACGACUUUUUACCGAUGCUGGUGGCGAAGGAUGCGGAACGGUUGCAGAAGAUCGAUCACUGGAAGCGUGAUAUCAUGGCGAAGGUUGAUGCGGUUAAGGGCAUAAGCGUGAGUGAGGCGAAGCUAGCCUUCCUGAAGCUGAUGCAGCAGUUCACGAUGUUUGGGUCUACGUUCUUCGUGGUGAAGCAGGCGACCGAUCAGAACCUACCGCCGACACUGUUGGUAGCGAUCAAUCGUACCGGAUUCCAUCUGAUAGAGCCCCACACGAAGGAGAUACUGCACAGCUACAGCUACACGGAGCUAAACUUCUGGAGCUCGGGCAAUACGUUCUUCCACAUCAAGUUCGGCAGCAUGAUGGGUUCGACGAAGCUGCUGCUGGAAACGAAGCAAGGGUACAAAAUGGAUGAGCUGCUGGCGUCGUACAUACGGCACUUUAAGGCGCAGGCGCUAAGAAACUAAGAGGUACGCGAAGAAAUAGGAAGAGAGAGAGAGAGAGAGUCCGAGAGAGACGUGCAAACCGUUUAACGUUAAAGGAAUUUGGUUAGUUGAUAAUAAAGAGAUUUGUUUAAUAAGUUUCA
Molecule: messenger RNA, 6903 nt
Organism: Anopheles stephensi (Asian malaria mosquito)
Lineage: Eukaryota; Metazoa; Arthropoda; Insecta; Diptera; Culicidae
Product: unconventional myosin-VIIa-like
Exons: 11
Coding region: 422-6784 (2120 amino acids)
Biological process (GO): sensory organ development; actin filament organization; sensory perception of sound
Cellular component (GO): cytoplasm; actin cytoskeleton; myosin complex
Molecular function (GO): ATP binding; microfilament motor activity; actin filament binding
Source: RefSeq, a predicted model, not a curated record